AUGCAUUCAGGUCUGAAGGUGCGUAAGAUGGAGAGGAUUGGAUGGAGGACAAACUUUGUCAGACAUGCAUGGAGAAGCUCUUUAGUUCGGGAUUUACACAGACACUUCCUGAAGGACGGUAUCUUCUCUCCAGAAACAGUUGGUGGGGCGUUUUUCAUUCACACACACAUUUGGACCCGCGUGGAAAGGUUGAGCGUUAUCGUGAGGUUCGGUGCCCAGACUUUCCACUGUUUGGAAGGGCAGCCGUGUUCAGAGAUGGGACAUGCAUGGAGAAGCUCUUUAGUUCGGGAUUUACACAGACACUUCCUGAAGGACGGUAUCUUCUCUCCAGAAACAGUUGGUGGGGCGUUUUUCAUUCACACACACAUUUGGACCCGCGUGGAAAGGUUGAGCGUUAUCGUGAGGUUCGGUGCCCAGACUUUCCACUGUUUGGAAGGGCAGCCGUGUUCAGAGAUGGGUGAGAAUUCUCAGCUAAACAAACACGAGAAGAGCGUCUGUGAUUCCCGCAGGUCAGCGGGCGGCUGUCAGAUGCCGUAUCUUCACGCUAUGCAAACAGUAGCAGGAGCGGUGCAGGUGAUUGCUCCAGAGGAGAUCAUUGACCCCAGUGUGGACGAGCAGUCAGUCAUGACGUAUCUGUCUCAGUUCCCCAAAUCCAAACUGAAGCCCGGAGCUCCUCUCAAACCCAAACUCAACCCGAAGAAGGCGCGCGCGUACGGCCCAGGCAUCGAGCCGACUGGGAACCGGGUGAUGCGUCCGGCCGUGUUCACAGUGGACACCUUCAGCGCGGGUCAAGGCCAGGUCACUGUCUAUGUUGAAGACCCAGAGGGCCGCAGAGAGGAGGUCAGACCUGUGCUCAAUGAAGGCAAAAAGACCUACAGCGUGACGUACAUCCCUCAGGUCAUGGGACCGCACAAGGUCACUGUGCUUUUCGCUGGACAGCAAAUCAUAAAGAGCCCGUUUGAGGUAGUUGUGGACAAAGCCCAGGGAGACGCCACUAAAGUCACGGCUAAAGGACCCGGACUGGAGCCGCUGGGCAACAUCGCCAACAAACCCACCUUCUUCGACAUCUACACCGCAGGUGCCGGAGUGGGUGAUGUGACGGCUGUCAUCAAAGACCCUCUGGGUAAUAAAAACACCGUGGAGGCCAUCAUGGAAGACAAGGGUGAAAGCGUCUUCCGCUGCACCUACAAACCCAUGCAGGCCGGCCCUCACACCAUCAACAUUACAUUCGGAGGCAUCGCCAUCCCUAAGAGCCCCUUCACCGUCAAUAUCGGCCCAGCGGCUGUUCCCGGAGCGUGUCGAGCCAGCGGUCGAGGUCUGCAGCCCAGAGGGGUGAGAGUGCGUCAGGUGGCUGAUUUUAAGGUGGACACCCGUAACGCUGGCAGUGGAGAUCUGAAGGCCACUGUUAAAGGACCCAAAGGUCUAGAGGAGCCUGUGAAACAGAAGGAUGCUUCAGACGGUGUUUACUCGUAUGAAUACUAUCCACACACACCUGGCAAAUACACCGUCAGCAUCACCUGGGCCGGACAGCACAUUCCCAAGAGUGCUUUCGAGGUUCAGGUGGGCCCUGAGGCCGGGCCGCAGAAGAUCCGAGCGUGGGGUCCGGGUCUGGAGGGCGGCGUUGUGGGAAAAUCUGCAGACUUUGUGGCUGAAUCCAUCGGGACUGAUGUUGGAGUUCUCGGUGAGAUCACGGGAGUCCUCUGA
Sinocyclocheilus grahami is the source of this 1704-nucleotide messenger RNA. RefSeq names its product filamin-B-like. The record is from RefSeq and is a predicted model, not a curated record. Gene Ontology annotation, molecular function: actin filament binding. The transcript has 11 exons. The coding region runs from base 1 to 1704 and encodes 567 amino acids. Lineage: Eukaryota; Metazoa; Chordata; Actinopteri; Cypriniformes; Cyprinidae. Gene Ontology annotation, biological process: actin cytoskeleton organization.